CGUAUAUAAUCAAAUCGAUCAUGGCUGUAGCUGCAACAAUGGAGAAGCCUGUUGAAAACGGAGCCGAGAAGAGCACCGUUGACGAAACUGUCGAGUUUACUAAGCUUAUUAAAGAUCUUAAAGCAAAGAUUAUUGACAUGAAGAACCAAUUAAAACCACUCAAACAAAAAAUUGAUGACAAAAAAGUUGAAACUUCAAAGGGUGUAUCUUUCCUUGAAGUAAAAUAUCAAGUUAUGCUUCAAUAUAUUCUCCAACUCGCAUAUUUUGUUCAUCUUAAAAUUUCUGGAAAGCAAAUCGAAAACAGUCCAGUGAUUGAAUCAUUAGUCGAGCUCAGAGUCAUUCUCGAUAAAAUGAAACCUAUUGAAAACAAACUUAAAUAUCAAAUCGACAAAUUGGUUAGAGCAGCUGUUGUCGAAACCACACAAAAGAAUGAAGAAAAGGCAGCUAUCACUACUUCACAAGCAGUGGCCGCAGACCCUCUUGCAUUCAAGCCCAAUCCAUUGAACCUACUCAAUAAGGAUAACGAUGAUGAGGAUGAAGAGGAUGAUGAAGAUACCAAUGCCGCAGGCGUUUACAGACCACCUAAGCUCGCACCAGUCAAUUACGAUGAAAACGCCGGUAGAAAGAGUGGAAAGAAGGAAAGAGACGAUGCUCGUAUGAAGGAAAAGGCAUCCAGAUCCCGUUUGAUGAAGGAUCUCAUGACCGAAAUGUCUGAGAACCCUGAAGAGAUCGGUGUGUUUGGUGGUGUAAAUGAAGGCACAGGUUAUGGUGAUAAAAUCGAUGGCCUCAUCGCCGAAAAGGAUCGUUACGAAGAAGAUAAUUAUGUUCGUCUUGCUGUUACUCGUAAGGAAAAGCAAAGAUUGAACUCUAAUAAGAAGAUGCGUUUCGAGAGUGAAUUUGAUGUAAGUCGCUAUUGUUUUUCUAUGUAUUGCAUUUUGUACUGACAUGAUUUUAUUAGAACUUGAACGAUUUCUCCAAUUUGAUCGGAUUAGAAAAUGUCGAAGAGCAAGAAAAUGAACGCUAUCGUAAUGUUCUUAACCGUAAGAAGAAUAAGGGCGAAGUCUAUGAAGGCGGAAAUAAGCGUGUCAGAGGUGAUGGCGAUGAUGAUAAUGAUGGAGAUAACUUCCAUGGAUUAUUUGAUGGUGAGCGUACAGGAAGUAACCAAUUCUCAAACGCAAGAAAUAAGAAGAGGACCGGUAAAUCAAAGAAAAGAAGAUCAUAGAGUCUUUUCUUUUGUAAUUAGUUAUUAUAUUAAAAAUAAAAAAAUAAAAAAAAAAGCACAUUGUCAU
This is a messenger RNA of Mucor mucedo, 1289 nucleotides long. RefSeq names its product Sas10/Utp3/C1D family-domain-containing protein. The transcript is spliced from 3 exons. The record is from RefSeq and is a predicted model, not a curated record. Lineage: Eukaryota; Fungi; Mucoromycota; Mucoromycetes; Mucorales; Mucoraceae. Gene Ontology annotation, biological process: maturation of SSU-rRNA from tricistronic rRNA transcript (SSU-rRNA, 5.8S rRNA, LSU-rRNA). Gene Ontology annotation, cellular component: nucleolus; small-subunit processome. Bases 21 to 944 code for a protein of 307 amino acids.